Molecule: messenger RNA, 204 nt
Organism: Rotaria sp. Silwood2
Lineage: Eukaryota; Metazoa; Rotifera; Eurotatoria; Philodinida; Philodinidae
Source: the annotation of a GenBank genome assembly
AUGACAAAUGAUGACAUGGAAAGUUUAGCUCAUGUUGUCUUGACUGAAAAUGUCUUUAUCUAUAAUGACAAAUGUUAUCAACAAAUUAACAAUGAUACAAUGGAAUCACCAUUUACUUUAGCCUUAGCUAAUAUAUUUAUGUGGCUUUGGAAACAAGAAUUAAUCAAACAUCAAAAAGUUUCCAAUGAAUUGUGUAUUCGUUAA